Messenger RNA from Aptenodytes forsteri (emperor penguin), 470 nucleotides. RefSeq names its product histone H2B 1/2/3/4/6. The coding region runs from base 37 to 417 and encodes 126 amino acids. Gene Ontology annotation, cellular component: nucleosome. The transcript has a single exon. Lineage: Eukaryota; Metazoa; Chordata; Aves; Sphenisciformes; Spheniscidae. Gene Ontology annotation, molecular function: protein heterodimerization activity; DNA binding; structural constituent of chromatin. The record is from RefSeq and is a predicted model, not a curated record.
GUUCCUGCGGUAGACAGGUAGUGACAGACUUGUAAAAUGCCGGAACCAGCUAAAUCCGCUCCUGCUCCGAAGAAGGGCUCCAAGAAAGCCGUGACCAAGACGCAGAAGAAGGGCGACAAGAAGCGCAAGAAGAGCCGCAAGGAGAGCUACUCGAUCUACGUGUACAAGGUGCUGAAGCAGGUGCACCCCGACACGGGCAUCUCGUCCAAGGCCAUGGGCAUCAUGAACUCCUUCGUCAACGACAUCUUCGAGCGCAUCGCCGGCGAGGCCUCGCGCCUGGCGCACUACAACAAGCGCUCCACCAUCACCUCGCGGGAGAUCCAGACGGCCGUGCGGCUCCUGCUGCCCGGCGAGCUGGCCAAGCACGCCGUCUCCGAGGGCACCAAGGCCGUCACCAAGUACACCAGCUCCAAGUAGGGCGUCUCGGAUCGUCAGUUUUAACCCAAAGGCUCUUUUAAGAGCCACCAAUU